AUGUCAGACUUUCUACCAACCGUACCGAUCUUUCAACCUCCUACCACCUCAGCUACAGAAUACAAAAUUACCACGCCUGCUACCACUGACCCCUCUCUAGCCCACGCAUCCAUAUCUGAGAAUCCGAUUCUGCACCCCCGAAAAUUCGAUCUAGAAAGUGACACCGAACUAUACCUCCAUGAAAACCGCGUGAUUCCUCGUCUAUUCUUCUACGAGCCUGAAGGAGAAUUGCAAAUCUCGAGGUUGAAAAUGUUGAAAGAGGGUUAUUUUGUGGGACAUCCGAGGACAUUGGUUUUUAGUGUUGCUGGGGCCGUGGCUCCCGUAAAACGUGAUGCUCUUCAGAAUUUGGAUCUCGGGUUUGGAUUCCCUCCUGCUUCUUCUUCUUCGGGGUCCAGAGAUACGGAGGAAAAGUAUAGAGCAGCGUAUUCGGUGCAUUUUGGACCGAAAUCUAGGUAUAAUACUACGGGUAAAGUGAAAGAGGCGGGGAGCAAACUAGAGAUGCAGAAGAUUGCCGAGUUGGCGGCUGCGUGUGAGGCAUUGGAAUUUGUGGAGUUGGAGUGUAAAAUGAGGGUUAAGGGGUUUGAGGAUGUUAGUGGAGAGAUUGCUGCUGGAGGAUUGGUGGUAGGUGUUACGAGUAGUACGAAUUUGUGGUAUGGCAUUACGGAACAUAUUUACAAAUGGAAACGUAACAAAUUCCAAAACUCAAAAGGCAACAAAGUAGUAGGCGAAGACCUAUGGAGAAGAAUCGAUGAAUGCAUGAAUCGAUUCGAAUUCAACCAGACGAGAGUCGCUUGGUUGUUAUGUGAAAAGGAGGAUAAUGAAGCCGAGGAGGCUGCUCAGAAAAAGGUUGACGAAACUCUGUGA
Molecule: messenger RNA, 864 nt
Organism: Botrytis sinoallii
Lineage: Eukaryota; Fungi; Ascomycota; Leotiomycetes; Helotiales; Sclerotiniaceae
Exons: 2
Coding region: 1-864 (287 amino acids)
Molecular function (GO): RNA-DNA hybrid ribonuclease activity; nucleic acid binding
Source: RefSeq, a predicted model, not a curated record